CCUGGGCUGUGUGUCGCUCCGGGGUGAGAGCCAGGAGGGUCCCAGGAACUGAAAUUACCCUGAACGAAGAGAGCAAAAAGAUGAGCCUCAAAUCGGAGCGAAGGGCCAUCCAUGUGGACCAAUCAGAACUCCUCUGUAAGAAAGGAUGCGGUUACUAUGGCAAUCCAGCAUGGCAAGGGUUUUGCUCAAAAUGCUGGAGGGAAGAAUAUCAGAAAGCUCGACAGAAACAAAUCCAGGAGGACUGGGAGCUUGCAGAACGCUUACAGCGGGAAGAAGAGGAGGCUUAUGCCAGCAGCCAGGGUGCCCAGGGAGGUCAGCCUUCACUUGGCUUUGCCAAGUUUGAAGAAAAGAAAUCUAAUGAAAAGACACGAAAGGUUACCACAGUAAAAAAGUUCUUCACUGCCUCAUCCAAAAGUGUGCAGAAGAAAGCAGAUAUGAAAGAACCGAAAGCUCCCAGUCCUUCUCUCACUCGUCAGUGCAGCAUCGAGACUGAUCGGGUGUCCAAGGAAUUUAUUGAAUUUUUGAAGACAUAUCACAAAGCGGGACAUGAUGUGUAUAAGCAAUGCAAAGUCUUCCUGGAGGCCGUGCACCACAAGAAGGAGUCCAAUAUUGAAGAAUUAUCAGAAUUUACUCAGGAUUUUUUACCAGAACACAGCAGACAAACUGCAGAUGUAUUGGAAAGUCCCGCCUAACAAAGUGGAAGAGGCAAUGGACCAAAUUGAGAAGUUUAUCAUGACACGCUUAUACAAGCAUGUGUUCUGUCCAGAAACUACAGACGAUGAGAAGAAAGAUUUGGCUGUGCAAAAGAGAAUCAGGGCCUUACAUUGGGUCACUCUUCAGAUGCUAUGUGUUCCAGUCAAUGAGGACAUUCCUGAAGUGUCAGAUAUGGUUGUAAAGGCUAUAACAGAUAUCAUAGAAAUGGAUUCAAAGCGGAUUCCUCGGGACAAGCUUGCCUGCAUUACUGGGUGCAGUAAACAAAUCUUUAAUGCAAUUAGAAUUACAAAGAAUGAACCUGCUUCUGCUGAUGACUUCCUCCCUACUCUAAUCUACAUUGUGCUUAAGGCAAACCCACCACGUCUUCAGUCAAAUAUUCAGUAUAUCACUAGAUUUUGCAAUCCUAGUCGACUGAUGACUGGGGAAGAUGGAUACUAUUUCACAAACCUGUGUUGUGCAAUAGCAUUCAUUGAGAAGCUGGAUGCUCAGUCAUUGAACUUAAGCGAAGAAGAGUUCAGCAGGUACAUGUCUGGCCAAGCUUCUCCAAAAAAACAUGAUUCUGACAUCUGGGACGCAGACACAUGCCCAGGAGUGAAACAGAUGCAUAGGAACCUUGACUUGCUCUCACAGCUGUCUGAGAGGCAGGAGCGUAUUGUGACAGAAGCCAAGAAGUUAGAAAAGGACCUGAUUGACUGGACAGAUGACGUAACUCGUGAAGUGCAGCACAUUGUGGAGAAAUACCCACUAAACAUAAAAUCUAGCACCCAAGCCUUGGCAUCUAUCGAUUCCGAAAAUGUAGAGGAUGACCGUCUGCCCCCUCCAUUACAGCCACAGGUCUAUGCUGGAUAG
Molecule: messenger RNA, 1563 nt
Organism: Staurois parvus
Lineage: Eukaryota; Metazoa; Chordata; Amphibia; Anura; Ranidae
Source: the annotation of a GenBank genome assembly